Messenger RNA from Anarrhichthys ocellatus (wolf-eel), 2058 nucleotides. It is a transcript of the gene prelid3b, whose product is annotated as PRELI domain containing 3. The coding region runs from base 108 to 689 and encodes 193 amino acids. The record is from RefSeq and is a predicted model, not a curated record. Gene Ontology annotation, cellular component: mitochondrial intermembrane space. NCBI's taxonomy places the organism in Eukaryota, Metazoa, Chordata, Actinopteri, Perciformes, Anarhichadidae. The transcript has 6 exons.
GAAGAUGUCUCUGACCGCGUGCAACUGAUUUCAGUCAGUCCAACCGGCUUACACCAGCGGCUCGACACCGGCAUCACCAGCAUCUGCCAGCUAGACAACGUUAAAUAAUGAAGAUCUGGGCAUCAGAGCACAUAUUCAACCAUCCUUGGGAGACGGUGACCAAGGCUGCUAUGCAGAAGUAUCCCAACCCCAUGAACCCCAGUGUGAUCGGAGUGGAUGUGUUGGACAGAAGCAUCGACAAACAGGGACGCCUCCACAGCACAAGGCUGCUGGGCACAGAGUGGGGUCUUCCAUCCAUAGUGAAAUCUAUCAUUGGUAACGCACGAACAUACACGUACGUUCAGGAGCACUCGGUUGUGGAUCCCGAAGAGAAGAUUUUCCAACUUCAGUCCUCAAAUAUCACUUUCACAAACAUGGUGUCUGUGGAUGAAAAGUUAACAUACAAACCACACCCUGAGGACCAAGACAAAACAAUACUGACCCAGGAGGCGAUUAUCUCUGUGAAAGGAGUCAGCCUCAGCAGUUACUUGGAGGGAGUAUUGGCCAGCACCAUCUCUGCUAACGCUGGAAAGGGCCGUGAAGCCAUGGAGUGGGUGAUCAGGCGACUGAAUGCAGAGAUCGAGGAGCUGGCAGCCACAGCACGCGGGACCAUACGAGCCCCAAUGGCUGCUGCGGUCACUGAGAAAUGACACCUGCCUCUCUUUGCCAGCAGGAUCUGAGAGAAACUGCACGCCAGCACAUCGAGCCCCUCUUUAUGAUGCUCUGGUGCUGUUUUGGUGCUCUGGAGUUUUUUUUUGUAUUGUUUUAAGGUACAAUUCAUCCAUCUCGUAUACUUGUUACUAUCUACAUUAGAUAUAUUUUUAACAGCAGACGGCAACAUAAGGGGAUUCUGUGGAGCGUCUUUAGUGGGAUGCUGCCUGACAGGACCUGCUGUGAUAAGAGACUCAGGGACAAGUUUGAACACCACUGUUAUCUGUGGGUUUACAAACAUGUAGCUAAGAGGUGCCCCAGGCACUGGAUGAGCUGAAAACAAGGAAAGUGCCAAAGCAGACGCACCUCUUUUUGUCCAGCACUUUUACCUCAGAAGUCUCCUUUGGCAUGAACUCUCUUUUUACAGCGACGGUUAAAAGAAAAACAGUUAUGAUGAGAUGUAUAGAGGGGACUGGGAGGAAAGCGCCUGUCGAGACACAUUGGCAGAAAACAAUGCCUUGUUGAGGCAGGAGACAAAUGCAAUGCAUGUCAAGGGUACAUGGGAGAGGUUUGGUUGACAUGGGGAUAUGUGCAUGUUUAUAUGUGCAAGAGAGCCAUCUCCAACAAUGUUUUCAUGCGGGACCUCAGUAAUAACAAGACACACUGCACCAGGCGACAUCUGCAAGCCUGAAUAUGAACUGUAUUUUGUUAUUAUGUGAUAACUAAUGUUAUUUAAGUGAAAUGAAGGGAUCAAGGUAUUUGCCAUAUUUAUGUUUUUGAAGAAAGGUAGAAGGCCUUCUCAAAUGCUGCAUUGGUAUAACUUUGAUAUAAAUCAGAAAGAUGUGUGGAGACUAAACACAACAGUAAAAAUGUUUAGUAACACGUCCAGGUUCACUACCUGGACGUGUUUGCUGAGCUCAAACUGUUUUAUCGAUACUACUGUUCCUCUCACCGAGAGAUCUGAGAGCUUUGCAUCGACUUUUAUUUGCACUUUACGAGAUAAUGCGUGUUAACAAUGAAAAGCUGCUACACAUGUGAUGAUGCUGUGAAUGUUUGACAGACAAUUUGUAUUUGAGAAGGUCUUUCUUUAUGUAAAAGACAGCAGUGUGGAGAUGUGAACGAUUUAGUUUCUCUAUUAUAAACACAACCUGUAACAGGAAUAUUUAUUUAAAGAGUGAGUUGCAACUUCGGUUGCACAUUGAGAAAUGUUAUAAAACAUGCUUGGUUAAUAAUUGCAAUUUGUGCAUUAUGUCUGAGUACUUGUUAAAAGAAACAGUUUCACCAACUGCAGAAUGUGAUAAUAAAAUAUGUUAACCUGUUUGAUAAAAGAUUUUGAUAAAAGAGUUAUGCUGCCACACGUUGGCCAAA